Messenger RNA from Prunus armeniaca (apricot), 288 nucleotides. The record is from the annotation of a GenBank genome assembly. NCBI's taxonomy places the organism in Eukaryota, Viridiplantae, Streptophyta, Magnoliopsida, Rosales, Rosaceae.
AUGCCUCAUCGCCAACACGACCACAGAGCCACCGCCAGAGACGUAACCUUUCCUGCCAUCACCAGAGGUCAACGACCUCCAAGACCGAGGAGUCACGCUGACGCCAGCCACUGGAAACCAGCCCCAAGCGGUGGUAAAUUCUCCAUAGCAACUACCAUUCAAGAAUCGAUGACUUCUGCUCGUCUCCUGACCACUCAGCCAUUGCUAUCGGAGUCGUCAACGUCCAAACAUCAAACGUCGAAACGAGUCCUCCGAGACGAUGCCGAAAACUGGCUGGCGCAGCACUAG